AUGGGGACUGGAGCUGCAGUCCCGGCUUGGGGACUGGAGCUGCAGUCCCGGCGUGGGGACUGGAGCUGCAGUCCCGGCGUGGGGACUGGAGCUGCAGUCCCGGCGUGGGGACUGGAGCUGCAGUCCCGGCGUGGGGACUGGAGCUGCAGUCCCAGCUCGGGGACUGGAGCUGCAGUCCCGGCUCGGGGACUGGAGCUGCAGUCCCGGCUUGGGGACUGGAGCUGCAGUCCCGGCUUGGGGACUGGAGCUGCAAUCCCGGCUUUGGGACUGGAGCUGCAGUCCCGGCUUUGGGACUGGAGCUGCAGUCCCGGCGUGGAGACUGGAGCUGCAGUCCCGGCGUGGGGACUGGAGCUGCAGUCCCGGCUUGGGGACUGGAGCUGCAGUCCCGGCUUGGGGACUGGAGCUGCAGUCCCGGCGUGGGGACUGGAGCUGCAGUCCCGGCGUGGGGACUGGAGCUGCAGUCCCGGCGUGGGGACUGGAGCUGCAGUCCCGGCGUGGGGACUGGAGCUGCAGUCCCGGCGUGGGGACUGGAGCUGCAGUCCCGGCUUGGGGACUGGAGCUGCAGUCCCGGCAUGGGGACUGGAGCUGCAGUCCCGGCUUGGGGACUGGAGCUGCAGUCCCGGCGUGGGGACUGGAGCUGCAGUCCCGGCUUGGGGACUGGAGCUGCAAUCCCGGCUUGGGGACUGGAGCUGCAGUCCCGGCUUGGGGACUGGAGCUGCAGUCCCGGCGUGGGGACUGGAGCUGCAGUCCCGGCUUGGGGACUGGAGCUGCAGUCCCGGCUUGGGGACUGGAGCUGCAGUCCCGGCAUGGGGACUGGAGCUGCAGUCCUGGCUUGGGGACUGGAGCUGCAGUCCCGGCGUGGGGACUGGAGCUGCAGUCCCGGCGUGGGGACUGGAGCUGCAGUCCCGGCGUGGGGACUGGAGCUGCAGUCCCGGCGUGGGGACUGGAGCUGCAGUCCCGGCUUGGGGACUGGAGCUGCAGUCCCGGCGUGGGGACUGGAGCUGCAGUCCCGGCGUGGGGACUGGAGCUGCAGUCCCGGCGUGGGGACUGGAGCUGCAGUCCCGGCGUGGGGACUGGAGCUGCAGUCCUGGCUUGGGGACUGGAGCUGCAGUCCCGGCGUGGGGACUGGAGCUGCAGUCUCGGCGUGGGGACUGGAGCUGCAGUCCCGGCUUGGGGACUGGAGCUGCAGUCCCGGCUUGGGGACUGGAGCUGCAGUCCCAGCAUGGGGACUGGAGCUGCAGUCCCGGCUUGGGGACUGGAGCUGCAGUCCCGGCGUGGGGACUGGAGCUGCAGUCCCGGCUUGGGGACUGGAGCUGCAGUCCCGGCGUGGGGACUGGAGCUGCAGUCCCGGCUUGGGGACUGGAGCUGCAGUCCCGGCGUGGGGACUGGAGCUGCAGUCCCGGCGUGGGGACUGGAGCUGCAGUCCCAGCUCGGGGACUGGAGCUGCAGUCCCGGCGCGGGGACUGGAGCUGCAGUCCCGGCGCGGGGACUGGAGCUGCAGUCCCGGCGCGGGGACUGGAGCUGCAGUCCUGGCGCGGGGACUUGAGCUGCAGUCCCAUCGCGGGGACUGGAGCUGCAGUCCCGGCUUGGGGACUGGAGCUGCAGUCCCAGCGUGGGGACUGGAGCUGCAGUCCCGGCGUGGGAACUGGAGCUGCAGUCCCGGCUUGGGGACUGGAGCUGCAAUCCCGGCUUGGGGACUGGAGCUGCAGUCCCGGCUUGGGGACUGGAGCUGCAGUCCCGGCGUGGGGACUGGAGCUGCAGUCCCGGCUUGGGGACUGGAGCUGCAGUCCCGGCUUGGGGACUGGAGCUGCAGUCCCGGUAUGGGGACUGGAGCUGCAGUCCCGGCUUGGGGACUGGAGCUGCAGUCCCGGCGUGGGGACUGGAGCUGCAGUCCCGGCGUGGGGACUGGAGCUGCAGUCCCGGCGUGGGGACUGGAGCUGCAGUCCUGGCGUGGGGACUGGAGCUGCAGUCCCGGCGUGGGGACUGGAGCUGCAGUCCUGGCUUGGGGACUGGAGCUGCAGUCCCGGCGUGGGGACUGGAGCUGCAGUCCCGGCUUGGGGACUGGAGCUGCGGUCCCGGCGUGGGGACUGGAGCUGCAGUUCCAGAUUGGGGACUGGAGCUGCGGUCCUGGCUUGGGGACUGGAGGUGCAGUCCCGGCUUGGGGACUGGAGCUACGGUCCUGGCUUGGGGACUGGAGCUGCAGUCCCAGCUCGGGGACUGGAGCUGCAGUCCCAGCUCGGGGACUGGAGCUGCAGUCCCGGCGCGGGGACUGGAGCUGCAGUCCCGGCGCGGGGACUGGAGCUGCAGUUCCGGCACGGGGACUGGAGCUGCAGUCCCGGCGCGGGGAAUGGAGCUGCAGUCCCAGCUCGGGGACUGGAGCUGCAGUCCCGGCUCGGGGACUGGAGCUGCAGUCCCGGCUUGGGGACUGGAGCUGCAGUCCCGGCGUGGGGACUGGAGCUGCAGUCCCGGCUUGGGGACUGGAGCUGCAGUCCCGGCGUGGGGACUGGAGCUGCAGUCCCGGCUUGUGGACUGGAGCUGCAGUCCCGGCUUGGGGACUGGAGCUGCAAUCCCGGCUUUGGGACUGGAGCUGCAGUCCCGGCUUUGGGACUGGAGCUGCAGUCCCGUCCCGGCGUGGAGACUGGAGCUGCAGUCCCGGCGUGGGGACUGGAGCUGCAGUCCCGGCGUGGGGACUGGAGCUGCAGUCCCGGCGUGGGGACUGGAGCUGCAGUCCCGGCUUGGGGACUGGAGCUGCAGUCCCGGCGUGGGGACUGGAGCUGCAGUCCCGGCGUGGGGACUGGAGCUGCAGUCCCGGCGUGGGGACUGGAGCUGCAGUCCCGGCGUGGGGACUGGAGCUGCAGUCCUGGCUUGGGGACUGGAGCUGCAGUCCCGGCGUGGGGACUGGAGCUGCAGUCUCGGCGUGGGGACUGGAGCUGCAGUCCCGGCUUGGGGACUGGAGCUGCAGUCCCGGCUUGGGGACUGGAGCUGCAGUCCCAGCAUGGGGACUGGAGCUGCAGUCCCGGCUUGGGGACUGGAGCUGCAGUCCCGGCGUGGGGACUGGAGCUACAGUCCCGGCGUGGGGACUGGAGCUGCAGUCCCGGCGUGGGGACUGGAGCUGCAGUCCCGGCUUGGGGACUGGAGCUGCAGUCCCGGCGUGGGGACUGGAGCUGCAGUCCCGGCGUGGGGACUGGAGCUGCAGUCCCAGCUCGGGGACUGGAGCUGCAGUCCCGGCGCGGGGACUGGAGCUGCAGUCCCGGCGCGGGGACUGGAGCUGCAGUCCCGGCGCGGGGACUGGAGCUGCAGUCCUGGCGCGGGGACUUGAGCUGCAGUCCCAUCGCGGGGACUGGAGCUGCAGUCCCGGCUUGGGGACUGGAGCUGCAGUCCCAGCGUGGGGACUGGAGCUGCAGUCCCGGCGUGGGGACUGGAGCUGCAGUCCCGGCUUGGGGACUGGAGCUGCAAUCCCGGCUUGGGGACUGGAGCUGCAGUCCCGGCUUGGGGACUGGAGCUGCAGUCCCGGCGUGGGGACUGGAGCUGCAGUCCCGGCUUGGGGACUGGAGCUGCAGUCCCGGCUUGGGGACUGGAGCUGCAGUCCCGGUAUGGGGACUGGAGCUGCAGUCCCGGCUUGGGGACUGGAGCUGCAGUCCCGGCGUGGGGACUGGAGCUGCAGUCCCGCCGUGGGGACUGGAGCUGCAGUCCCGGCGUGGGGACUGGAGCUGCAGUCCCGGCGUGGGGACUGGAGCUGCAGUCCCGGCGUGGGGACUGGAGCUGCAGUCCUGGCUUGGGGACUGGAGCUGCAGUCCCGGCGUGGGGACUGGAGCUGCAGUCCCGGCUUGGGGACUGGAGCUGCGGUCCCGGCGUGGGGACUGGAGCUGCAGUUCCAGAUUGGGGACUGGAGCUGCGGUCCUGGCUUGGGGACUGGAGGUGCAGUCCCGGCUUGGGGACUGGAGCUACGGUCCUGGCUUGGGGACUGGAGCUGCAGUCCCAGCUCGGGGACUGGAGCUGCAGUCCCAGCUCGGGGACUGGAGCUGCAGUCCCGGCGCGGGGACUGGAGCUGCAGUCCCGGCGCGGGGACUGGAGCUGCAGUUCCGGCACGGGGACUGGAGCUGCAGUCCCGGCGCGGGGAAUGGAGCUGCAGUCCCAGCUCGGGGACUGGAGCUGCAGUCCCGGCUCGGGGACUGGAGCUGCAGUCCCGGCUUGGGGACUGGAGCUGCAGUCCCGGCGUGGGGACUGGAGCUGCAGUCCCGGCUUGGGGACUGGAGCUGCAGUCCCGGCGUGGGGACUGGAGCUGCAGUCCCGGCUUGUGGACUGGAGCUGCAGUCCCGGCUUGGGGACUGGAGCUGCAAUCCCGGCUUUGGGACUGGAGCUGCAGUCCCGGCUUUGGGACUGGAGCUGCAGUCCCGUCCCGGCGUGGGGACUGGAGCUGCAGUCCCGGCGUGGGGACUGGAGCUGCAGUCCCAGCUCGGGGACUGGAGCUGCAGUCCCGGCUCGGGGACUGGAGCUGCAGUCCCGGCUUGGGGACUGGAGCUGCAGUCCCGGCUUGGGGACUGGAGCUGCAAUCCCGGCUUUGGGACUGGAGCUGCAGUCCCGGCUUUGGGACUGGAGCUGCAGUCCCGGCGUGGAGACUGGAGCUGCAGUCCCGGCGUGGGGACUGGAGCUGCAGUCCCGGCUUGGGGACUGGAGCUGCAGUCCCGGCUUGGGGACUGGAGCUGCAGUCCCGGCGUGGGGACUGGAGCUGCAGUCCCGGCGUGGGGACUGGAGCUGCAGUCCCGGCGUGGGGACUGGAGCUGCAGUCCCGGCUUGGGGACUGGAGCUGCAGUCCCGGCUUGGGGACUGGAGCUGCAGUCCCGGCGUGGGGACUGGAGCUGCAGUCCCGGCGUGGGGACUGGAGCUGCAGUCCCGGCGUGGGGACUGGAGCUGCAGUCCCGGCUUGGGGACUGGAGCUGCAGUCCCGGCUUGGGGACUGGAGCUGCAGUCCCGGCAUGGGGACUGGAGCUGCAGUCCCGGCUUGGGGACUGGAGCUGCAGUCCCGGCGUGGGGACUGGAGCUGCAGUCCCGGCGUGGGGACUGGAGCUGCAGUCCCGGCGUGGGGACUGGAGCUGCAGUCCUGGCUUGGGGACUGGAGCUGCAGUCCCGGCGUGGGGACUGGAGCUGCAGUCCCGGCUUGGGGACUGGAGCUGCAGUCCCGGCGUGGGGACUGGAGCUGCAGUUCCAGCUUGGGGACUGGAGCUGCAGUCCUGGCUUGGGGACUGGAGGUGCAGUCCCGGCUUGGGGACUGGAGCUACGGUCCUGGCUUGGGGACUGGAGCUGCAGUCCCAGCUCGGGGACUGGAGCUGCAGUCCCAGCUCGGGGACUGGAGCUGCAGUCCCGGCGCGGGGACUGGAGCUGCAGUCCCGGCGCGGGGACUGGAGCUGCAGUUCCGGCACGGGGACUGGAGCUGCAGUCCCGGCGCGGGGACUGGAGCUGCAGUCCUGGCGCGGGGACUUGAGCUGCAGUCCCAUCGCGGGGACUGGAGCUGCAGUCCCGGCUUGGGGACUGGAGCUGCAGUCCCAGCGUGGGGACUGGAGCUGCAGUCCCGGCGUGGGGACUGGAGCUGCAGUCCCGGCUUGGGGACUGGAGCUGCAAUCCCGGCUUGGGGACUGGAGCAGCAGUCCCGGCUUGGGGACUGGAGCUGCAGUCCCGGCGUGGGGACUGGAGCUGCAGUCCCGGCUUGGGGACUGGAGCUGCAGUCCCGGCUUGGGGACUGGAGCUGCAGUCCCGGCAUGGGGACUGGAGCUGCAGUCCCGGCUUGGGGACUGGAGCUGCAGUCCCGGCGUGGGGACUGGAGCUGCAGUCCCGGCGUGGGGACUGGAGCUGCAGUCCCGGCGUGGGGACUGGAGCUGCAGUCCCGGCGUGGGGACUGGAGCUGCAGUCCCGGCUUGGGGACUGGAGCUGCAGUCCCGGCGUGGGGACUGGAGCUGCAGUCCCGGCGUGGGGACUGGAGCUGCAGUCCCAGCUCGGGGACUGGAGCUGCAGUCCCAGCUCGGGGACUGGAGCUGCAGUCCCGGCGCGGGGACUGGAGCUGCAGUCCCGGCGCGGGGACUGGAGCUGCAGUUCGGGCGCGGGGACUGGAGCUGCAGUCCCGGCGCGGGGACUGGAGCUGCAGUCCUGGCGCGGGGACUUGAGCUGCAGUCCCAUCGCGGGGACUGGAGCUGCAGUCCCGGCUUGGGGACUGGAGCUGCAGUCCCAGCGUGGGGACUGGAGCUGCAGUCCCGGCGUGGGGACUGGAGCUGCAGUCCCGGCUUGGGGACUGGAGCUGCAAUCCCGGCUUGGGGACUGGAGCUGCAGUCCCGGCUUGGGGACUGGAGCUGCAGUCCCGGCGUGGGGACUGGAGGUGCAGUCCCGGCUUGGGGACUGGAGCUGCAGUCCCGGCUUGGGGACUGGAGCUGCAGUCCCGGUAUGGGGACUGGAGCUGCAGUCCCGGCUUGGGGACUGGAGCUGCAGUCCCGGCGUGGGGACUGGAGCUGCAGUCCCGGCGUGGGGACUGGAGCUGCAGUCCCGGCGUGGGGACUGGAGCUGCAGUCCCGGUGUGGGGACUGGAGCUGCAGUCCCGGCGUGGGGACUGGAGCUGCAGUCCUGGCUUGGGGACUGGAGCUGCAGUCCCGGCUUGGGGACUGGAGCUACGGUGCUGGCUUGGGGACUGGAGCUGCAGUCCCGGCUUGGGGACUGGAGCUGCAGUCCCGGCUUGGGGACUGGAGCUGCAGUCCCGGCUUGGGGACUGGAGCUGCAGUCCCGGCUUGUGGACUGGAGCUGCAGUCCCGGCUUGAGGACUGGAGCUGCAGUCUACGCACUGGUGCGCUGUGCACCAGCACGUGA
Messenger RNA from Closterium sp. Naga37s-1, 6849 nucleotides. Lineage: Eukaryota; Viridiplantae; Streptophyta; Zygnematophyceae; Desmidiales; Closteriaceae. The record is from the annotation of a GenBank genome assembly.